Molecule: messenger RNA, 687 nt
Organism: Venustampulla echinocandica
Lineage: Eukaryota; Fungi; Ascomycota; Leotiomycetes; Helotiales; Pleuroascaceae
Exons: 1
Coding region: 1-687 (228 amino acids)
Source: RefSeq, a predicted model, not a curated record
AUGGUGUUACUAGACGGUCAAAAGCUCACAAAGGGUCUUGUCCCUCGCGACCCGAAGAACACGAAUGCACCAGGUCUCCAAGGCAAUAAGAAUGGACCCCCAGGUCUCCAAGGCAAUGGACCACCAGGUCUCAAAGGCAAUAAGAAUGGACCCCCAGGUCCUGCAGGAAACCAAAAGGGACCACCUACUGCAGCGCCGACUACCACAACCGAAGCUCCAACGACCCCACCCAUCCAAGUUCCUCCGCCAGAGUCGAUAGUAUCCUCAUUCUCUACUCCUUCACCAACUCCUCCUUCACCAACUCCUCCUUCACCAACUCCUCCUUCACCGACUCCUCCUUCGCCAACUCCCCCUUCACCAACUCCUCCUUCGCCAACUCCUCCUCCAGCUCCCAUCACGACCUCAACAUCAGAAAUCUCUCCUUCUUUUACGUCGCCUUCUGUAACUAGGACGUCCGUUGCACUCGCUCCAGCUUUAUAUUACCAAACGUCCCCCGUCACUUCCACGCCGUCUUUGGUGACAACAACAUUGCGGACAGCCUUCGUUGGUACCACCAGCUUCACUGCUCUGCCGACAGGGUUCGUUUCUUUUCCUCCCAAUACAGUUGCUGAGUUUCGUCAUAGUGCUUUAGGGCCAGGCCAGAAAGCUGGGAUUGCCGUUGGGACUAUUGGUGGGUUCAAAGCUUAA